GCCUGCUCUGUGGGAGGGAGGCCGAUGGGGGACGCAGGGCACGUCGCUGUCAGCUGCCUGCACCCACAAAGUCCGCCCAGAGGAAGCACUUGGGCUAGGAACAUGGCGGCGUCCUCCAGCGGCCUGGGUGGCUUUUCCGGACUGGGGAUGGAUGCCGGGGACUUCCUGGCCAGGUACCGGCAGGUGUUGAACAAGCUGAAGAAGCGGUUCCUGCGGAAGCCGAACGUGGCGGAGGCCGGCGAGCAGUUCGCCCAGCUGGGCCGCGAGCUGCGCGCCCAGGAGUGCCUGCCCUACGCGGCCUGGUGCCAGCUGGCCGUGGCGCGCUGCCACCAGGCGCUGUUCCACGGGCCGGGGGAGGCCCUGGCGCUCACCGAGGCCGCCCGUCUCUUCCUGCAGCAGGAGCUCGAGGCGCGCCAGCGGCUCGCCUGCCCCGCCGCCUACGGGGAGCCCCUGCAGGCGGCCGCCAGCGCCCUGGGCGCCGCCGUGCGCCUGCACCUCGAGCUGGGCCAGCCGGUGGCCGCCGCCGCCCUCUGCCUGGAGCUGGCCGCCGCCCUGCGCGACCUGGGCCAGCCGGCCGCCGCCGCCGGCCACUUCCAGCGCGCCGCCCAGCUGCAGCUGUCGCAGCUGCCCCUGGCCGCGCUGCAGGCGCUCGGGGACGCCGCCUCCUGCCUGCUGCUGGCGCGCGACUACAACGGCGCCCUGGCCAUCUUCACGCGCAUGCAGCGCCUGGCGCAGGAGCACGGCAGCCACCCGGUGCCGCCGCCGCCGCCGCCGCCGCCGCUCCCGCUGCCGCCGCCACCGCAGGUACACGGACCCGGCGCGGCCCCCGCCCCGCCCGCCCUGCCGCUCCCUCCCCACGCCGCCGGCUCUGCGGCCGCGCCCUCCCCCGCCGUGCUGGGCGCCUUCUCGGACGUCCUGGUCCGCUGCGAGGUGUCCCGCGUGCUGCUGCUGCUGCUCCUGCAGCCGCCGCCCGCCAAGCUGCUCCCGGAGCACGCGCACACCCUGGAGAAGUACUCCUGGGAGGCUUUUGACAGCCAGGGCCAGGAGGGCAGCGGCCAGCUCCCCGAAGACCUCUUCCUGCUGCUCCAGUCCCUGGUCAUGGCCACCCACGAGAAGGACACGGAAGCCGUCAAGGCGCUGCAGGUGGAGAUGUGGCCGCUGCUGAGCGCCGAGCAGAACCACCUGCUUCACCUCGUGCUGCAAGAAACCGUCUCCCCCUCGGGACAGGGGAUCGGAUGACUCGCAUUAGCCUGGUGACUGCCUGCUGCCAGACCCCCGGCACCCGCCUCUGCAUUUGGAGGGAAAUAAAAGAUACUGAUCGCCGCCGUUCUACCUUUGUUAGCUUAUUCCUCUUGCCACCACAGAAAUCUCGUUGACUGAAAGUUACCUGUACCCCAAAGACUUCUUUCCAUAAUAGUGGGAGAAAAAAACAGUGUGAUGGGAUCGGAGCAGAGCACAUGGCUCGCUUCCCCAAAAACUGCAACAUAAAAAUGAGACUCCUUUUA
Molecule: messenger RNA, 1505 nt
Organism: Myotis daubentonii (Daubenton's bat)
Lineage: Eukaryota; Metazoa; Chordata; Mammalia; Chiroptera; Vespertilionidae
Product: 40-kDa huntingtin-associated protein-like
Biological process (GO): vesicle cytoskeletal trafficking
Cellular component (GO): early endosome
Molecular function (GO): protein binding
Source: RefSeq, a predicted model, not a curated record